AUGUCGGUCAACGCGACGAGCUUCAGCUCGCCCUUGGCAAAUGCCAAGUAUGCCGCCUCUGGCAUCCCAGCCCAGCUCGAGCCCGUCAUGGAAGCCAUCUCCCAGAUGGGCAUCUGGACCGUCGCUCUGACGAUCCUCGCCGUUGCCGUCGUCUAUGAUCAAUUCAGCUACAUCUGGCAAAAGGGAUCGAUUGUCGGCCCUGCCUGGAAAGCCCCCUUCAUUGGACCUUUCCUGCAGUCAAUGGACCCCAAGUUCGAGGAGUACUAUGCCAAAUGGACCAGCGGACCCCUGAGCUGUGUUUCCGUCUUCCACAAGUUCGUGGUUAUCGCUUCCACCCGUGAUAUGGCAAGGAAGAUCUUCAAUGCGCCCGCGUUCGUCAAGCCCUGUGUCGUCGACGUCGCCCCCAAGCUGCUCGGCGCUGACAACUGGGUCUUCCUGGACGGCAAGGCGCACGUUGACUUCCGCAAGGGUCUCAACGGUCUGUUCACGAGAAGGGCCCUGGAAUGCUAUCUGCCCGGCCAGGAGGAGGUGUACAAGACGUACUUCAAGCGCUUCCUCCAGAUCACCAAGGAUGCCGGUGGAAAGCCCGUGCCCUUCAUGCCCGAGAUGCGUGAGCUCAUGUGCGCCGUCUCCUGCCGCACCUUUGUCGGCUACUACAUCUCGGACGAGGCCGUGAAGAAGAUUGCCGACGACUACUAUCUCAUCACCGCUGCUCUGGAGCUGGUCAACUUCCCGAUCAUCAUCCCCUUCACCAAGACCUGGUAUGGAAAGAAGGCCGCCGACAUGGUCCUCGCCGAGUUCUCCAAGUGCGCCGCCAAGAGCAAGGUCCGUAUGGCCGCAGGCGGCGAGGUGACGUGCAUCAUGGACGGAUGGGUCAAGCAGAUUCUCGAGUCAAAGAAGUGGCGCGAGGCCGAGGAGAAGGGCAUCAAGGUCGAGGGCACCAAGCCGUCUCCCCUGUUGCGCGACUUCACCGACUACGAAAUCGCACAGACUGUCUUCACCUUCCUCUUUGCUUCUCAGGAUGCCACGAGCAGCGCCGCCACAUGGCUGUUCCAGAUCAUGGCUCAGCGCCCCGACGUUCUGGACCGUGUCCGCGAGGAGAACUACAAGACUCGCAAUGGCGACAUCCAUGCCCCUGUGACCAUGGAUCAGCUGGAGUCGAUGACAUAUACCCGCGCUGUCGUCAAGGAGCUUCUCCGCUACCGCCCUCCUGUCCUCAUGGUUCCGUAUAUGGCUAAGAAGGCCUUCCCCAUCACGGAGAACUAUACCGUCCCCAAGGGCGCCAUGGUUAUCCCCACGACAUACAUGGCUCUGCGUGAUCCGGAAGUGUACACCAACCCCGACGAGUUUGACCCUGAGCGCUACUACAGCGGCGACGCAGAGGUCAAGGGCGCCAAGAACUUCCUCGUUUUCGGUGUCGGACCUCACUACUGCCUGGGACAGCACUAUGCCCAGCUCAACCUGGCGUUGUUUGUUGGAAAGGCGUCGCUGCUCAUGGACUGGAAGCACCACCCCACGCCGAUCUCUGAGGAGAUCAAGGUCUUUGCUACCAUCUUCCCCAAGGAUGACUGCCCCCUCACCUUUGAAGAGAGGAAGUGGUGA
This is a messenger RNA of Thyridium curvatum, 1602 nucleotides long. RefSeq lists its product as uncharacterized. The transcript is spliced from 5 exons. Lineage: Eukaryota; Fungi; Ascomycota; Sordariomycetes; Thyridiales; Thyridiaceae. Gene Ontology annotation, molecular function: iron ion binding; heme binding; oxidoreductase activity, acting on paired donors, with incorporation or reduction of molecular oxygen. Gene Ontology annotation, biological process: sterol metabolic process. The record is from RefSeq and is a predicted model, not a curated record. The coding region runs from base 1 to 1602 and encodes 533 amino acids.